UUCUUUUCUUCGCUUCCUCUUCCAUCUCUUUCUUCUUCGUCUGCUUCUCUGGGAUUCUUUUGAUUUUUCGAGAGCCAGUGACUUCAUUUCUUCUGGUUUACAGACAGCAGAUUGGUUUGAAGUUUGAAGUGGAAAAUCAGUGAGUAGCCGAGCAAAGCAUGGCAGUGGGGGAAGCAUUUCUUUCUGCUUUUCUUCAAGUGUUGUUCGACAGAUUGGCUUCUCGCCAAUUUAUUGGGCUUCUCCGGGUGCGCAAUUUCGACGAUUUGCUGGAAGGGUUGAAGAUUACUCUGCUCGCCAUUACCGCCGUGCUCAACGACGCUGAGGAGAAGCAAUUCGACAGCCCAGCCGUGGAGAAGUGGCUCCACUUGACCAAGUCCGCCGUAUACGAUGCAGAGGAUCUACUGGACGAGCUCGCCACCCAAGCUCUGCUCUGCAAUUUGGAUUCCGGAUGUCCCUCUCCCACUACCCCCAAUCAGGUACGCGCCAAUUGGAACCGCAUCUCUAGUUCUCUCAAUCCCUUUAACAACAAAGCCGUCGAGUCCAAGAUCAAAAAGAUAAUUGAGAAGUUGGAAUACAUUUCACAGCAAAAGGAUGUUUUAGAUCUUAAAGAUCAUUCUGUCAUCAAUGCUGUGGGGAGGAAACAGAGAUCACCCACCACUUCUUUGGUGGAUGAAGCUUGUGUUUACGGGAGGCAUUGCGACAAAGAGAGGAUUAUUGAAGUUCUUCUGGGUGGGGAAGAAAAUCGUGGUGCUAGUAAAAUUGGGGUCGUUCCCAUUGUCGGCAUGGGAGGGAUUGGCAAGACAACACUUGCUCAACUGGUGUACAAUGAAAAGAGAGUGGUGAGACAUUUUCAGUUGAGGGUGUGGGUUUGUGUUUCUCAGCCGUUUGAUGUGGUGAGAGUAACAAACACUAUUUUUCAGUCGGUCACGCGUAAACGUUUUGAUCUCCAUGACUUGAAUCUGCUUCAAGUUUCCCUGAAAGCUGCACUGGCUGGGAAGAAGUUCCUGCUUGUUUUGGAUGACGUUUGGGACAAAAGAAAUAAUGAUUGGGAUUUGCUGUGGUGUCCUUUGAGAGCUGGUGCAUGGGGUAGUAAGAUUAUAGUGACAACUCGCAAUCAAUAUGUUGCGGCAAGCAUGGGCACGGUUCCGGCUCAUCACUUGACAUGUUUACCAUCUGAAGAUUGUUGGUCAUUGUUCAAGAUGGAAGCAUUUGAGAAUAAAAAUAUUGAUGCCCAUCAUAAUUUGGAAGCAAUUGGGAGGGAGAUUGUGAAACAGUGCGAUGGCUUGCCCUUGGCAGUGAAGAGAUUGGGAGUCCUUUUGAGUUCCAGAGCUGAGGAAGACGAAUGGAAAGAUAUUUUGAGUAGAAAGAUAUGGGAUUUACCUGAUGAUGAGAGGGACAUCCUUCACACUCUUAGAUUGAGCUACGAUCAUCUCCCUGUGCACUUGAAACAAUGCUUUGCUUACUGUUCAAUAUUUCCGAAACACUAUGAAUUUGUGAAGGACUCGCUAGUUCUGCUGUGGUUGUCCGAAGGUUUCCUGCUGCAGCCAAAAGGAAAUAAGAGAUUGGAAGAUGUAGGAGGUGACUACUUCAAUGACCUAGUCUCAAUGUCGUUUUUUCUACCAUCCAGUAACCAUAAAUCACAUUUUGUCAUGCAUGAGCUCAUGAAAGAUUUAGCUCAGUAUGUAUCCGGAGAUUUGUGUUUUAGAUUGGAGGAUAAGUUGGAGGUUUGUAUCCCACACAAAAAUUUUGAAAAUGCUCACCAUUCCUCAUAUAUUCGUGGUAAACGUGAUAUGUCGACAAAAUUUGAGGCUUUUCAAAGACUAGAGUGCUUACGCACCUUCCUACCUUUGGAUCCAGUUGGUGAAAUUGGAGUUAGCUAUUUGCCCAAUCAGGUCCCAUGCGAUCUGUUACCGAGGUUAAAAUUUUUGAGAGUGCUAUCUUUCAAUGGCUAUCGCAUCACUAAAUUGCCAGAUUCAAUUGGAAACUUAAAACAUCUGAGGUAUUUGAACCUCUCUCAUACUGCGAUCAAUAUGUUACCUGCCUCAGUGAGUACUCUUUGCAAUCUAGAAACAUUACUUCUAUUGCAGUGCCGUGCUCUUGUUAGAUUGCCUAUGAACAUGGGAAACCUAACAAACCUACGACAUCUUUGCAUCAGCGAAACUAAACUAAAAGAGAUGCCCUUGCAAAUGUGUAGAUUGACAAAUCUCCAAACACUUUCCAACUUCAUGGUUGGCAAAAAUGGCUCAGGAAUUAGGGACUUGAAAAACAUGCUGCAUCUUCAUGGCACACUUAUAAUUUCUGGAUUGCAGAAUGUCGUUAGCUUUCGAGAUGCUAUAGAGGCUAAUUUACGGGAGAAGCCGAAGCUUGAUGAGUUAGUGUUGCAAUGGAGCAACAUUUCUGAUGAUCCAUUAAAUGAAACAACUGAGGAAGAAUUUUUUGAGAUUCCACAUCGUCGCAAAAACUUGAAAGAGACCAUUCCAAGUUUCAGGGAAGCCAUGGAGGCCUAUGAGCAAACAAUUGAUGAGGUCAAACAGUGCAAUGAUUUAGUUGAUAUAAGGAAUCAAAGAAUCGAAACAGAUGUGCUAGAGAUGCUACAACCCCACAAAAGCUUAAAACAAUUGAUGAUUAAAGACUAUGGAGGUGUUAGGUUUCCAAGUUGGGUUGGUUCUCCUUCAUUCUCUAAGGUAAUAAUCUUGAAACUUAGUAAUUGUAAAAACUGCAAGUGUUUGCCGCCACUCGGGCAGCUGCCCUCGCUUAAAGACCUGACAAUUGAAGGAAUGGAAGGAAUAAGCAGUGUGGGCCCUGAGUUCUGCGGGGAUGGUAAUUUUCCAUCUUUGCAGUCUUUGAAGUUCGAGAACAUGUUUGCAUGGGAGGAUUGGUCAUCCCCUGAGAUUGAGGACAGGGAAUGCUUCCAGCAGUUGUACAAGAUUGAAAUUUAUGGUUGUCCUAAACUAAGAAAUAUCUCAUUUAAGUUUCCUGCCUUGAAAAAAAUGUGUAUUGUCCGGUGUAAAGAAUUGGCAGCUCUUCCGAAACUUCCAAUGCUAAAUAAUACUGCACGACAAGAAGGCGGAGAAUUCCCUUGCCUGCAUGAACUUUCAUUAAGAACCUGCCCUAACCUUUGGGAACUACCCAAUCUCUUUCCGUCCCUGGUAAUGCUUGAUAUAGAUGAAUGCCAAAAAUUGGCUUCACUCCCAGGACUUCCUAUGAUCGAUGACUUGGAAUUAAAGAAAUGUGAUGAAGGGGUCCUACAAAAUGUGGUUUCAUUCACUUCGCUUACAUACUUGCGGAUGUCUCAAGUUCCAAAGCUCACAUGUCUGCCUGAAGGGUUCUUUCAGCAAUUAACAGCACUCAAAGAGUUGCAGAUAGCCAAUUUUAGUGAGCUAACAACUUUGUCCAAUCAAAUUGGAUUGCAAAACCUUCCUUUCCUCCGGCGUUUGGAAAUUUCUGGAUGCCCGCACUUGAAGGAUUUGCCUCAAAGCUUGCAUAUGUUCCCAUCUCUUAAGGAGUUGAGGGUCUGGAAGUGUCCCAGUCUUUUGUCCUUUCCGCUCUCCGGCUUCCCUUGCAUGCUUACUGGCCUUGAGAUUAAGGAAUGUGAAGCCUUGGUCUCCUUCCCACCAUGGAUGAUGCACAACACCACAAAUAUCACCACCAUCAAAGUUAACACGUGCCCUCCACUUGAACACUUGGUCAUUGACGGUUGUUCUUCUCUCCUUUCCCUUCCAAGCGGCCAUCUACCCAGCACAAUCAAGUCAGUUGACAUUCAAAACUGUAUAAAUUUGGAGUUCCUUCCAGAGAUGAUGCACAAUAACACUUCUCUUGAAUUUUUGAAGAUUGCUGGUUGUCCUAUUAAAUAUGGCAUGGUCACUUUGCUCAGCUUCAUGAGGCUCAAGAAGCUUGUGAUUGAUAACUGUACGAACCUUCAGUUCUUACCUGAUGGCCUAAACAAGUUUGUGCAUCUCAAACACUUGGACAUAGCUAACUGCCUGCUUCUUGUAUCUUUUCUGGAGCCUGGCUUGCCCCCUCCUAAGCUGCUAUCUCUUAGAAUUUCCAAUUGUAGGGAUCUCAAAUCCCUACCAAAUCAGAUGCACAGCCUUGUACAUCUUCAAGAACUAUCGCUUGAUGGUUGCCCAAGUCUGGCAUCAUUUCCUGAAGGCGGGUUACCCAGUGAUCUAAUAUCACUUGCAAUCUUUGAUUGUGAAAAGCUUAUGCCCUCAUAUGAGUGGGGUCUGCACAGAUUGACUUCUCUCUCCGACUUCUCUUUUGGUGGAUGUUCAGCUUUGGUGUCAUUUCCAGAGGAAUGGUUGUUGCCUUCCACUCUAAGAUCUUUUCAAAUUCACCAACUUCCAAAUCUUAGAUCCCUGCCCGAGGGGCUGCAAAACCUCAAAUCUCUUGAAAUUGAGAUUUCAGAGUGUGACAACCUCUUACCCUUGCCAGAAGGAGGACCAUCUGAGAUGCUUCAGAAUCUUCAAUUCUGGGAACGCCUCUAGCAUUGCAGCAAGCAGAUAUGGAGUCUUACCUUCAAUGCUUGUAGUGCAAGGAGGACGGCUUCCUGUAAUACUAUCAGCUUGAUGGUUCCCCAAGUAACCUAAGCUGAAACAACAGUCGUGAAUGGAGGAUGUCUGGUCAGUCUAGCUCGCGUUUCUUGCUCAACAGUACAUGGCUUUCCAUUGACAUGAGUUUAGGUUUACAUCUAAAAUGGCUAUGUUUUAAUACUGGUUGCACCAAUAUAACAGUGUCAGCUUGCUGUUAUCUGCAGUCUGCAGCUUGAAAGGCUUCAGCAUUGCCAGUUAAUUAAAAUGCCAUCACCAACACGUGGACAAUGGACAAUGAGACUGGGGGAUGCAGACACCAAAAUUCUUUUAAGAAU
This is a messenger RNA of Malania oleifera, 4867 nucleotides long. Its product is annotated as putative disease resistance RPP13-like protein 1. The transcript has 2 exons. Gene Ontology annotation, molecular function: ADP binding. NCBI's taxonomy places the organism in Eukaryota, Viridiplantae, Streptophyta, Magnoliopsida, Santalales, Ximeniaceae. Gene Ontology annotation, biological process: defense response to other organism. Bases 159 to 4487 code for a protein of 1442 amino acids. The record is from RefSeq and is a predicted model, not a curated record.